This is a messenger RNA of Cucumis melo (muskmelon), 1873 nucleotides long. Its product is annotated as ubiquitin carboxyl-terminal hydrolase 27. Gene Ontology annotation, molecular function: cysteine-type deubiquitinase activity; cysteine-type endopeptidase activity. The record is from RefSeq and is a predicted model, not a curated record. The coding region runs from base 61 to 1734 and encodes 557 amino acids. NCBI's taxonomy places the organism in Eukaryota, Viridiplantae, Streptophyta, Magnoliopsida, Cucurbitales, Cucurbitaceae. Gene Ontology annotation, biological process: protein deubiquitination. Gene Ontology annotation, cellular component: nucleus; cytosol. The transcript is spliced from 10 exons.
CGGGAGUUUGCAUACGAAGCUGAAUAGUUUACCUUUUGGUCGCCGUGGCCGUCUUACCAAAUGAAGCGGGUAAACGAGAACCUCAUCACCCGAUUCCAACCUGCUGAGUUUUGUGUGUAUGUUGCUGGGCUUCUGAGCGCCGCAGCUCUUGUUUCCGCCAUUAGAGAUGGUAAACUUAACAUUCUAGGUCUCUUAUCCUGGGCAAAGGAGCCAAGUUCAUCAGAGAAUCUUCGCCUACUUCCUGGAUUGCAAAAUCUUGGAAACAAUUGCUUUUUUAAUGUGAUUUUGCAGGCUUUAGCUAGCUGUGUGUUUUUUCAACCUUUUCUUCAAAAGUUUGUGGAGGAAUUUGAACUUCAUGAGGGAAUGAGGCGUGAAGCAUUACCACUUACGGUGUCUUUGGCUGCACUAUUAGAAGAGCUAGGUGCAGUUUCUUUGGAAAGAGUUGUGUUGAGCCCAAGGAAAGUAAUGCUUGCAAUGGCUUAUUACACUCCGAACUUCAGUCUAACAAGCCAGCAGGAUGCAGCAGAAGCAUUCCUUCAUCUUCUUUCUUCAUUGAAAGAAGAAAUUUCAGAUUUUAACUAUCCAGCUCAGUGUUCAUUAACCGAUGUGAUGGGUUCUAAUGGUAGAAUUAUUACUUCCUGCACUGAGAGCCCCACUGAACUUGAAAGAUGGCAAGGUCACUUCCUUGUACCAUUUGAUGGUAUUCUUGGUAGCAUCUUAACUUGUCAAAGUUGUUCUUCUCAGAUCUCACUGAGUUUUGAAUCCUUUCACAAUUUGCCUGUUUCACCAGUGCUCAGGGGUGAUUCUACUAUUGUUUUUGGCUGUACGUUGCUGGAUUGCUUAAAACAAUUCUUUGCUGCUGAAAAGGUUGAGAAUUAUCGUUGUAGCUAUUGUUGGCAUAAUGCUGGGUUGAAGUAUCUGUCCUCAAUGGGAGCAUCUGAAAUGGAGAUUGAAGAACUUAUGAAGUGUGAUAGGCAAGAUUCUUGCGGUUGUCAGAGACUGCUUCAUUUAUAUAAAGUUCCAUGGUCAAAUAAGUUUUCGUUCACCCUAAAGCAACUCAGUAUUGCUCACUGUCCAAAGAUUCUGUGCAUCCAUCUAAAGCGUGUUUCAACAAACAUGUUUGGUGACACAUUCAAACUUCAGGGCCACAUUUCUUUCCCCCUGAUUUUGGACAUGUCUCCAUUCAUGUUGACGGGAGUGGAAAUAAAAGAUUUAGGACAACUUGGAGGGCAACAUUCAUCAAAUAAAAAAUCGAGCCACGGUCUCGAUUUCUUCAGAACACAGUUUGAUGCCAGAAUGCUGAAGUACAUAAAUGGCCUAACGGGAGAGGAUGAGUUCCCUAUUCUAACCUCAGGUGAAUCCAUUUGUUAUGACCGUGUUAAAGGUUCUGUUGAAGAAACCAGUUCGUCUCAAACUAGAGGAAGCUCAGAAACCUGGGAUACAAACUUUAACUCGUGCUCCAGUUCCUCGGAAACUAGGACUUGCCAAAUAGAACCUUCAGAAACUUGUUUAUAUCGAGUCGUUUCAGUCGUUCAGCAUUUUGGUAAGCCAGGUGGUGGCCAUUACACCGUUUACAGAAGAGUUCAAGACUACUUGCUCGGACAAGAUUGCGACACACAGUCACAGGAAGUCUCUACAGAAUGGUUUCAUGUAUCAGAUUCUGAAGUUCAUCUUGUUUCUGAAGAAGAAGUUCUUGCAGCUGAGGCUACCAUGCUUUUCUAUGAGAAAAUCUAGCUUGCUGGGUGCAACAUAUUUCGAUAACGAGUUCAGGAGAUGAAAUUUGAAAAAUCUAGCUCAAAAUUGUUGUUCACAUGCAAAGCAUGAAACCGAAAGCUCAUAUAAUAAAACAAACCAAACGAUACUUAGAUUUGAA